AUGUCGGCUCCGAGAUCACCCUACCGCCAGAGCUACAGGUCGUCCACCGACGGACGAUCGCGGCGACGGGAGUCUAACCACCCCAUCAUCCCACCCGAGAAGGCACGCACUUCGACCUACUCCGCCCGUGAAGAGCUACCGAGUCAUAAUGGACACCUACACCGGAAAGCUCCGCCAGGUAGCACAGUCAGAGUCAAGCCGUCCGGCGAAAGUGGCCGCAAAGGCUUCCAUCCUAUCAAAUUCCUCAAGAUCUCCUGGAAAUCAUCAAGUCGGGCUUCUCGUCUCUGCAACCUUCUCUGGCCUUUCGUUCCUGCUGCAUUUGCCGUUCGAUACACUCGACCGAGGGACCAUGUCCUCAUGUUUAUACUCGCUUACAUCGCCAUGAUUCCCUGUGCCAACAUGGUUGGAUUCGCUGGCCAGGAGCUUUCCCGCAAAGUCAACCACGUAUUCGGCGUGCUGAUCGAGACAACCUUUGGAUCUAUCGUCGAAAUCAUCCUCUUCAUGACACUUCUCGCUGAGGACCAGUUUACCGUGAUUAAGGCUGCCAUCCUCGGAUCCAUCUUGGCAACUAUGCUUCUAUGUCUGGGACUAUGCUUUAUUGCUGGUGGUAUCCGACGAGACGAAGCCGAGUUUAGUGAGGUGGUCAGUGAGGCUGGCAGCGGCUUGCUGCUCACAGCAGGUGCUGCCCUUGCCAUUCCGACGCUUUUCGCCAAAUCGCUCGAAAGCCAGCUCACCGCCGAAGAACUGGGCAGCAAGACACGCCACAUCUCACGCAUUGUAUCCUGUCUUCUCGUUAUCGCCUACACGGUCUAUGUGUACUUCCAAGCACGGACUCAUCACGGAAUUUACGACGCCAUCUUCGAGCACGACGAGCAGCGAGAUCACGACAAGCGCAAGGACAUGAACAAGCCCAAGUUAACCUUGACCGAGUGCCUCAUCGCUCUCGUCAUUUCAAUGACACUCGUCACCUUCAUGGCCAUCUACCUCGUCGAGCAGAUCGCUCCCAUUGUCGAACGACACAGCAUCUCGGACCCCUUUAUGGGUCUGAUCCUCGUCCCCCUUGUCGAAAAGAUGGCGGAGCACCUGACGGCCGUUGACGAGGCGUGGGACAAUCAGAUGAACUUUGCCCUCUCCCAUGUCCUGGGUGCCACGCUGCAGACGGCCUUGUUUAACGCGCCGCUCGUCACCAUCGUCGCCUGGGGCCUGCAUAAGCACAUGGACCUCGUCUUCGAGGUCUUUGAUAUUGGAAUGCUCAUUCUGGCUAUCUUGACCGUCGGUAACUUCUUACGAGACCAGAAGAGCAACUACCUCGAGGGAUUCUUGAGCGUGACCAUCUACGUCGCUAUUGCUGUGGCAGCCUUUUACUACCCCAACCCGACUGGUCACGGUGAUGCUGCGGAGGGAGGUGGUGCCGAGACUGUCCACUGA
Colletotrichum orchidophilum is the source of this 1428-nucleotide messenger RNA. RefSeq names its product calcium/proton exchanger. Gene Ontology annotation, molecular function: calcium:proton antiporter activity. Gene Ontology annotation, biological process: intracellular calcium ion homeostasis; calcium ion transmembrane transport. The transcript has 4 exons. The coding region runs from base 1 to 1428 and encodes 475 amino acids. The record is from RefSeq and is a predicted model, not a curated record. Gene Ontology annotation, cellular component: fungal-type vacuole membrane. NCBI's taxonomy places the organism in Eukaryota, Fungi, Ascomycota, Sordariomycetes, Glomerellales, Glomerellaceae.